AUGUCUAACGGAAAGGCUUUCAAGCUCAACAACGGCGUGACCAUCCCGGCCGUGGGUUUCGGAACGUUCGCAAACGAAGGCGCAGUCGGUGAGACGUACAAAGCAGUCACACACGCACUCAAGGUUGGGUACCGACAUCUGGACUGCGCGUGGUUUUACCAAAACGAGGACGAAGUCGGCGAUGCAGUUCGCGAUUUUCUCAAAGAGAACCCGAGCGUAAAGCGAAGCGACAUCUUCAUCUGCACAAAAGUCUGGAACAACCUCCACGAGCCGGAAGAGGUCAGGUGGUCGCUGCAGAGCUCUAUGGAGAAGCUGAAGGUGGAUUAUGUUGAUCUUUUCCUCAUUCACUGGCCGAUCGCUGCUGAAAGGGACGAGAAGUACAUGCCGAAGCUGAAUGAGAAGGGCCAGUAUGUGAUCAAGGAAGAGCUCACGAAGAACCCACGGCCGACUUGGAGAGCGAUGGAGGAGCUUUACGAAGCUGGCAAGGCGCGAGCUAUUGGUGUCUCGAACUGGACUGUCGAGGGACUGAAGGAGCUGCUGACCUACGCCAAGGUCAAGCCAGCUGUCAACCAGAUCGAGAUCCACCCAUUCUUGCCGAACGAGGAACUUGUCAAGUUCUGCUUCGACAAUGACAUCCUGCCAGAAGCAUACUCGCCGCUCGGAUCGCAGAACCAGGUCCCAACUACAGGCGAAAAGGUCAACACCAACCCCACGCUCAACCAGAUCGCAGAGAAGGGUGGCAACACACUUGCGCAGGUGCUCAUUGCUUGGGGACUUAGGAGAGGAUAUGUGGUUCUGCCGAAGAGCUCGACUCCAUCGCGUAUCGAGAGCAACUUCAAGAGCAUUGAGCUGAGCGAUGAGGACUUCGAUGCUGUCAACCAGCUUGCAAAGGGCCGUCACACUCGAUUUGUGAACAUGAAGGAUACUUUUGGUUAUGACGUCUGGCCAGGCGAGGCCGACAUUCCGGAUGUCAAGGCAUAA
This is a messenger RNA of Pseudocercospora fijiensis CIRAD86, 981 nucleotides long. RefSeq lists its product as uncharacterized. The record is from RefSeq and is a predicted model, not a curated record. Gene Ontology annotation, cellular component: cytosol. Gene Ontology annotation, molecular function: aldose reductase (NADPH) activity. The coding region runs from base 1 to 981 and encodes 326 amino acids. The transcript has 2 exons. Lineage: Eukaryota; Fungi; Ascomycota; Dothideomycetes; Mycosphaerellales; Mycosphaerellaceae.